Messenger RNA from Fragaria vesca subsp. vesca, 2844 nucleotides. RefSeq lists its product as uncharacterized. Bases 1 to 2844 code for a protein of 947 amino acids. The record is from RefSeq and is a predicted model, not a curated record. The transcript is spliced from 4 exons. NCBI's taxonomy places the organism in Eukaryota, Viridiplantae, Streptophyta, Magnoliopsida, Rosales, Rosaceae.
AUGAAUAGUGCCUUCUCAGAGGAGGCACGUGAGGCUGGCGAGUCCCUGUGCGAAAGACUCCUUUCGUACUGGACAGAACGCGAAACCUACGACAAGGUCGCGACUAUGGAAUAUGUAGAUGAAGUGGUGGAUUAUUCCGAUACCAAGGAGGAAAUUAUUCACUUAGCUCCCGCCGCCUUGGACGACACACCACCUCAAGUCCGCGACCCCAUUUCACAAGUUGACGUAGGGACUGCAGAAAAGCCCUUACUUAUUCCUAUCAGUGCUAAGUUGGCGGAGGACGAAAAAGAAACCCUUAUUAUCCUGUUAUGCGAGUACAGGGAUUGCUUCGCCGACAAAUACGAAGACAUGCCCGGCUUGUCCCCGGACUUGGUCUGCCACCGGUUACCAACUUAUCCCAACCGACGUCCAGUACGGCAGGACGGCCGAUUCAUGCGAACUGAGACUCAGAUCGUAGUCAAGGAAGAGAUCGAAAGCAUGCACCGAUCGGGCAUCAUUCGCGUGGCAAAGUAUAACGAGUGGCUGUCCAAUGUUGUCCCCGUCCGCAAGAAAAAUGGCAAGAUGCGCGUCUGUGUUGAUUACCGCGACCUAAACAACGCAACACCGAAGGAUAUAUACCUCAUGCCUGUGGCUGACCUACUCAUUGAUGCCGCCGCGGGGCACGAGGUGUUAUCCUUUAUGGAUGGAACGGCCGGAUACCAUCAGAUUCCCGUCGCUGAGGAAGAUCGACACAAGACCGCUUUCCGCUGCCCUGGUUUUGCCGGCGGGUUCGAGUACGUGGUCAUGCCUUUCGGACUCAAAAACGCGGGGGCAACAUACCAGCGCGCCAUGAACCUCAUUUUUCAUGACAUCUUGGGGAAGUUGAUCGAAGUAUACAUCGACGAUGUGGUAGUCAAAACCAAAACACGGGCAACCCACGUUGAAGACCUGCGGCAGGUGUUUACACGGAUGCGCCGACAUAACCUGAAGAUGAACCCCUCUAAGUGUGUUUUCUUUCCGGAGGCCGGCGAUUUCCUUGGUUUCCUAAUGCAUCAAAGAGGCAUCGAAAUCCCAAAGGACAAGGCACAGGCGGUAAUCACCGCUUCAAACCCCAACACAAAGAAGGAGCUUCAACAGCUGCUUGGGCGAAUCAACUUUCUCCGCCGUUUCAUAUCCAACGCGGCAGGGAAGGUCCAGCCUUUUUCACCCCUCCUCAAGCUCCAGGGGGCAACCGAGUUCGUCUGGGAACCACAACAUCAACAGGCCUUCGAUCGCAUCAAGGACUACCUUACGAACCCACCAGUCCUGAUCCCACCUCGCGACGGUACCCCGCUUAAACUUUAUAUCGUCGCUGCCGACUUGUCCAUCGGCGGACUCCUGGCCCAAGAGGAUGUGAACGGGGUAGAACACGCUAUCUACUACCUUAGUAGGGUGUUAACAGAGUGUGAGACACGAUACUCACCUAUGGAGAAGUUGUGUCUUGCCCUAUAUUUUGCAGGGUGCAAGCUGCGCCAUUACAUGCUUGUCUUUACCAUGGUUGUGAUCGCUCAAUCCGACCUGGUCAAAUACAUGCUCUCUCGCCCUAUCUUGCGGGGACGCAUCGGCAAGUGGAUCUUAGCCAUGUCCGAAUUCUCGUUGCAAUAUGUUCCGCAAAAGGCAGUAAAAGGACAGGCAAUAGCAGACUUUCUCGCUCAUCACCCACCCUCAGAGCUCACGGCGUUUCGCGAGUUGGAAUUCGCUACCGUGACACUCGCUCCAUGGACCCUCACCAACAACCAGGCUGAGUACGAGGCGCUGAUCAUCGGCCUGGAGAUUUUGUUGGAUUUAGGAGUCCGCGAGGAUCAGAUCUUUGGCGAUUCUUUGUUGGUCGUUAACCAGCUGGUGGAAAAGUUUAAGUGCUUAAGCUCGACAAUUGAGCCAUACCUGCGCAAGGCAUUUGAGGUGUUGGAUCGAUUUACCGACGUCUACAUCGAACACAUACCACGCGAGUCCAAUUUCGCCGCCAACGAGCUCGCCCAACAUAAGUUCAUUAUCGUCGCCACCGAUUUCUUUACCAAAUGGGUCGAGGCCGAACCACUCAAGGUUGCCUCCGCCAACUCGGUUCGCAACUUUAUUUUCCGCAAUAUCAUCUCCCGCUUUGGUAUCCCGGAGUGCAUCGUUACGGACAGGGGGGCAGCUUUCAUGGCUGAUUCAGUUGUUAAGUACUUAAACGACUACGGAAUCAAGCUUCUCCACUCUACGCCAUAUUAUGCACAGUCCAACAGCCAGGCGAAGGCUAGUAAUAAGGUCAUCCUUGGCAUCCUCCGCAAGAUGUUGGAGUUGAACCCGCGUGUCUGGCAUGAGGAACUCUACCACACCUUGUGGGCUUACCGCACUUCAAAGCGCGGCCCGACGGAUACCACCCCGUACGCUCUCAUGUACGGUCAUGAUGCCGUCCUUCCCCUUGAGAUCAAUAUCGCUUCACUCCGCGUUCAGGAACAGCAUCAACUACUUGGUGAGGAUUACGUCCAAGCCAUGUGGCAGGAGCUUGAAGAUCUUGACGAGCACCGUGUCACCGCUUUCAACAAUCUUGUCCUCGAGAAACAACGCAUCGCACGUUCGUAUGAUAAGGUCACGCGCAGACGGAGCUAUGCUGAGGGCCAGAAAGUGUGGCGCGCGGGGGCAUACCACCUGCGCGACUUGGACGGUACCAUUCAUCGCAAUCCUAUUAAUGGCCGCUUCCUCAAGCGCCACAUUGCAGGAGUUUGGGAACGCGAGGAUCCUCCACCUCCCCCAGGCCCCGUCGCCACUGUCAAUAGUGCUACGCGCCAUCGCGUUCUCGCUCCGCCGCCUAACACUAGGGGGCAACCCGGGAUAGAAGCCUGA